Molecule: messenger RNA, 504 nt
Organism: Eucalyptus grandis
Lineage: Eukaryota; Viridiplantae; Streptophyta; Magnoliopsida; Myrtales; Myrtaceae
Product: disease resistance protein RPV1-like
Exons: 2
Coding region: 1-504 (167 amino acids)
Biological process (GO): signal transduction; defense response
Molecular function (GO): ADP binding
Source: RefSeq, a predicted model, not a curated record
AUGUUGAAGUGCAGGAGGAGAAGCGGAGAGCAAGUGGUGUUGCCCAUAUUUUACAAAGUGGAACCCUCACAGGUGCGACAUCUCAAGGGGAGAUUUGGAGAUGCUGUUAAUGCACAUAAUAAGAAGUUGGACCAAAUGGUUGUGAAGGAAUGGGAAGAUGCACUUAAAGAAGUUAGUUUCUUGAAAGGAUGGGAAUCGGAGAAAAUUGAUGAUGGGCAUGAAGCAGUAUUAGUCAAAAGGAUCGUUAGAAGAGUUAUGAGUGAGCUAAAAAGACUUUUUCACCUAAGUGUUCCCAAACAGUUGGUGGGAACUGAUGAUCGUGUGGAACAGAUUAUGAGCGAGAUAGAUGUUAAUUUCAAUGGUACACAAAUCAUUGGAAUUUAUGGAAUGGGCGGUAUCGGUAAGACAACUCUUGCAAAGGUGUUAUACAACAAGCUAUCUAGCCAUUUUGAGAAACGUAGCUUUGUGGCAAAUAUUCGAGAAAACUCAGCACAAGGGUAUUGA